AUGCUGCUAGGUGAAAGAACGGUAAAAGAAGACAUGUGUGGUAUUUUUGGGUACUGCAAUUUUUUGAUUGAAAAAUCGAGAGGUGAAAUAAUUGACACGUUGAUCGAGGGCUUACAAACCUUGGGAUACAGAGGUUAUGACUCUAGCGGUUUAUCAAUUCAAGGUGACGAAUUGGGGUCUCUUAACAUUUAUAAACAGACUGGUAAAAUAGGCAAUCUAGAGGAAGAAAUUGCUCUCCGCAGCCCCAAUAGGGACCUGCCAUUCAUUUCCCACUGUGGCAUUGCGCAUACUAGGUGGGCAACACAUGGCAAGGUGAAGCGUGCCAAUUGUCACCCUCAUAACUCUGAUCCGUCUAACGAAUUUGUUGUAAUUCACAACGGUGUCAUCACUAACUUUAAUAAUUUGAAGGUUUUGUUGGCCAGUAAGGGCCACGUGUUUAAAAGUGACACUGAUACCGAGUGUAUUCCAAAACUAUACAAGCACAUUUAUGACAUAAGCAUUCAGCUAGGGUAUAACCUUGAUUUCCAUGAAUUAACGAACUUGGUGCUUAAAGAAUUGGAAGGGUCUUACGGACUGCUUUGCACUUCUUCCCACUUCCCAGAUGAAGUUAUUGCUGCAAGAAAGGGCUCUCCGCUAGCUAUUGGCGUUAAAAGUAAAGCGAAGUUGAAGGUAGACUUUGUCGAAGUGGAAUACUUGGAUCAAAAAGAAAACUACCUUGAGAUUAACAUGUCAAGUGAUCCUAAUAAUUAUUCAGCCCGGACUUCUGUAAACUAUAAUGCUUGCUUAAGAAAAUCCCCCCCACUACGCUCGCAAUGUGUGAAGGUCCCUACAUAUGAUGAAGAUGUCUUUAGCACGAAUCACGCAUCAUCCAUAGAAUUAUUGUCAGAAGGUGAGUUGCCACAACCCAUAGAAUUUUAUUUGUCAUCCGAUUUCUCUUCAUUAAUGCAAUACACAAAUAAGGUGUUGUAUUUGGAGGAUGAUGAUAUUGCUCACAUCUAUGACGGAGAAGUUCAUAUUCAUUGCUCUCGAAACGACCGCGGUGAUCUACCGUUCAGAACAAUCCAAACCAUAGAAUCAGAGCUGUUACAACUUGUGAAAGGUUCUUACGAUAAUUUCAUGCAAAAGGAGAUAUACGAACAGCCUGAAACAACUGGAAAUGUCAUGCGAGGAAGAAUUGACGUCUCUACGAAUCGAGUAAUUUUGGGUGGACUAGAACACUGGAUGUUCGAGUUGAGAAGGGCAAGAAGAAUAAUAAUGAUUGCAUGCAGAGCCUCUUAUCAUGCGUGUCUAGCUACUCGUGCCAUCUUCGAGGAAUUAAUUGAGAUCCCCAUUGAUGUUGAAUUGGCUUCGGAUUUUAUUGACCGCAACUGCUGCAUCUUCAGGGACGAUGUUUGUAUAUUUGUUUCUCAAAGUGGAGAAACAUCAGACACGAUUUGCGCUUUAAACUAUUGUUUAAAAAAAGAGGCAAUUACCGUUGGAGUUGUUAACACUACCGGUUCUUCAAUUUCAAGAUUUACGCAUUGUGGCGUUCACAUAAAUGCAGGCCCAGAAAAAGGAGCUACAUCAACAAAGUGUUAUACUAGUCAGUAUAUUGCUUUGGUUAUGAUUGCUUUAUGUCUAUCAGAAGAUAAGGUGUCUCAAGUCGAAAGAAGAAAGGAAAUAAUACAAGGACUAAUUUUGAUCCCAAAGCAAAUCGAAGAAGUGUUCAGGCUGGAAUCAACAAUUAUUGAUUUAUGUGACAAUGAACUCCGAGACCAAGAAUCGGUAUUGGUUUUGGGAAGGGGUUUCCAGUUUGCGUCUGCUUUAGAAGGUGCCUUAAAGAUGAAAGAGAUUUCCUAUGUUCAUUCCGAAGGUCUUCUAGCGGGUGAACCGAAACAUGGAGUCUCAGAUCUGGUGGAUGAGGCUUUAUCAAUCAUUGCAUUUGCGACCAAAGACUCGCUCUUUCCCAAAGUCGUAUCUUCCAUCGAGCGUAUAAUAGCAAGAAAGGGCAAUCCGAUUAUCAUUUGUAACAAGGGAGACAAGAUAUGGGAGCAGAAAAAACUACAAAAAAAUUUCGUUACGCUCGAAGUACCACAGACUGUGAACUGUCUGCAGGGAGUGCUGAAUAUCAUUCCUUUGCAAUUGAUUUCCUACUGGUUAGCAGUCAAAAGAGGUGCCGACCUUGAUUCUCCAAUAGAACCGGCAAAGACAUCCACCGCACAAUAA
This is a messenger RNA of Saccharomyces eubayanus, 2205 nucleotides long. RefSeq lists its product as uncharacterized. The record is from RefSeq and is a predicted model, not a curated record. The transcript has a single exon. NCBI's taxonomy places the organism in Eukaryota, Fungi, Ascomycota, Saccharomycetes, Saccharomycetales, Saccharomycetaceae. The coding region runs from base 1 to 2205 and encodes 734 amino acids. Gene Ontology annotation, molecular function: carbohydrate derivative binding; L-glutamine:D-fructose-6-phosphate transaminase (isomerizing) activity. Gene Ontology annotation, biological process: protein N-linked glycosylation; fructose 6-phosphate metabolic process; UDP-N-acetylglucosamine metabolic process.